AUGAGCGACUCUCGUCAGCAGCAGCACCCCCAACAGCCCUCCACACCUGACCCGUUCCCAGUCCCUCAGGUCCCCCUCCAUUCCACACACGCCCAAUCAUCCCACCUGCGCACUCGCGGCAAGGACCGCUCCGGCAAAACGCCAACUAACCGUGCAGACGUCCACUACCAAAAAGACCAGCAAAGCUGGACGGUGUGCUUCUGGGAGCGUCAAAACGCUUGCGGUCUCUAUUGUAAACUGCAUAAAUAUCUGCGCUGGCUUCGUUGCUACAACUGCCACACGACCGCGAUGCCUCUAUGGAGGAAGGACAACAAAGGCAAGACCGUUUGUAAUGUAUGCGGCCUCUACUACAAGCUCCACAGCUUGGCACGCCCCAUCAGCAUGAAAUCAGACAUCAUUCGCAAACACUCUCGUCACGAUGCACGCGCGCAGUCCUCCUCCCUCACGGAACCACCAAGUGCCUCAAACACACCAGGCAUGUUACUACGUUUGGCUUUUACUAGCGUCCACCAGACUCAUGCAGUCAUCCAUAAACAGGCCGAUGCUUCUAUAAGGACGAUACCAAACCAUGGCCGCCAAAUUUAUCUCCUUCUGAUUUCAAAGUGUCAUCUGAGCUUCAUACCACUGCUCUUGACACAUUCGCUAUCAAUUCCGAAUUGCGUGCGUGCAUUCACUUCACUUGAUGGCAAGACACACAUCGGCCUCGGAAGACAACCCCAGGAAGAAAUGUUCAAGAAAACGAACGAGAUUCGGCAGGAGUCUAUGCCGGAAAAGGAGACAACCACUGAGAAGCGCGAGACUUCAUUCUCCUUGUCACUGGCUUCCUUGCCGUCGUCUUUCACAACGCUCUUGUUGUCCAUCCUGGACUCGCCUGCAUAUGCUAAUUUGACGUCAUCCUACCUCAACAACGUGUUCAACCCCGCUACCCCCAAUGAUCCACGUGUUAAGUACUUCAGCAUCACCGGACGUACCGCCGACAUGAGCAUCUGGCACCGCUUUGUCUCCCGUGCGCGGUUACGUUCUGACCUUGGUGAAUUUCGGACGAACGCCCAGUUACGGCUCGAAGAUUACCUUGAGCGGGAAAGCGUGCUGAGUGAGAUCGUCGUCAUCCUGCGGUGA
Molecule: messenger RNA, 1119 nt
Organism: Suillus clintonianus
Lineage: Eukaryota; Fungi; Basidiomycota; Agaricomycetes; Boletales; Suillaceae
Exons: 7
Coding region: 1-1119 (372 amino acids)
Biological process (GO): negative regulation of transcription by RNA polymerase II; positive regulation of transcription by RNA polymerase II
Molecular function (GO): DNA-binding transcription factor activity, RNA polymerase II-specific; RNA polymerase II cis-regulatory region sequence-specific DNA binding; zinc ion binding
Source: RefSeq, a predicted model, not a curated record